Vidua chalybeata is the source of this 3309-nucleotide messenger RNA. RefSeq names its product HSPB1 associated protein 1 (gene HSPBAP1). The transcript is spliced from 8 exons. Gene Ontology annotation, molecular function: 2-oxoglutarate-dependent dioxygenase activity. The record is from RefSeq and is a predicted model, not a curated record. The coding region runs from base 43 to 1512 and encodes 489 amino acids. Lineage: Eukaryota; Metazoa; Chordata; Aves; Passeriformes; Viduidae.
CGAGGCCCGCCCGAGCCGCUCCGCAGGCAGAGCCACCGGAGCAUGGCCGGGGCGCAGAGCUGCCGUCCCCCCGCGCCGGAUGAAGAUGUCAAACCAUUUACUCCUGAGAAAACCAAGGAAAUUGUGAUGUCUCUACAGCAACCUGCAGUCUUCUGUAACAUGGUUGGCAACUGGCCAGCCCUGCACUGGAAUGUCAAAUACCUUUCUGCUGUGUUGGAGGGAAAGACAGUCCAGUUUAGGCUGGGCCUGAAGACGGUGGAUUUAGUUCCCCAGUUUGAAACCAGUUGUAGCUACGUGGAAGCUACACUUGAGGAGUUUUUGGCUUGGAGUUGUGGGCAGCCUUCUUGUCUCUCUGGACCAUUCAGUUGUUAUGAUUACUCCAAAUACUGGGCUUAUGCUGACUACAAGUACAUUGCCAGGAUAUUUGAAGACAAGCCAGAAAUUUUCCAGGAUGUAAGGUGGUCUGACUUUGGUUUUCCUGGAAGAAGUGGAAAAGAGAGCACGCUGUGGAUUGGUUCUGAAGGAGCAAACACUCCCUGCCAUUUGGACUCCUACGGCUGCAACUUAGUGUUGCAAGUACAAGGAAGGAAGAGAUGGCACCUCUUCCCACCUGGUGACACCAGUUUCCUUUAUCCUACCAGAAUCCCUUAUGAGGAAUCCAGCAUAUUCAGCAAAGUCAACAUUGCCAACCCUGAUCUGAAACACUUUCCCGAGUUUAGGAACUCAACAGCCCAUGUUGUUACACUCAGUCCAGGACAGGUCCUGUUUGUUCCAAGGCACUGGUGGCACUAUGUGGAAUCCAUUGAUCCUGUGACUGUCAGCAUAAACUCUUGGAUUGAACUGGAUGCAGAUCAUGAAGCCCGUGUAGAAGAGGCAAUAACUCGAAUGCUGGUAUGCGCCAUAAAAUCAGCAGAAAAUCCCAGUGAUGGAGAUCUCUGGCUAAAUCCUACAGAGGUUGAGGCAACGUCCCAUGAAAUCAAUCUUCAGUACCUGAAUAAAGCAGUGUCUGCAUACCUCAAGUGCCAGGAGACAAGUGUGUCAGGGCAGGCACGUUCCAGCAGCACUGAUGCAAAGCAGAGGACAAACGCCUCAUGCAAGAGGAAGAGAAGGGAAGUUGGCUGUGAACCAGAGAGCUGCACAUUACUUACCCAGGAAUGUGACUUUCCAACACCCAAAGCAGAAGAGCUGCAGAAAAUACCUUUUGGCCCUCAUCUUAUUCAGGUUUUACCACAGUCUCACAAAACCAGCGUGAUGGGUACAGUUGCAGUUGAAAGUGACAGUGGAGAUCUUCUCCAUGAAAAUGAAGGAGAACAUUUUGGAAAAUUACAGUGCAAGAGGAAGAGAUUGCUAAUGAAUAAUGACUGUGAGACAGCUGCACAUCAAAUGGAUUCAGACUGCAGUCCAUGCACCUCACAAACAGCCCUUUCUACCAAUGACUUGUUAGACUGUCUGGUUAAUCCUCGUGUCAUCAGUUUAGUGGCUCAGCUGCUGUUGGAGAAAAUGAGAGUGUGAUGCUGGAGUGCUUUAUCAUUGCUGAAACAGAAAUCAAACAGCAGAAGUGUGUUUAAGAUCUGUAAUAAUUGAAUGUUCCAUUUCAAAUAAUUUUUAGGUACAGAUAGACACAGUUAAUGAUUAAGUGCAGGUUGAAGUUGAGCUGAAAGAAGAAUAGCUGGUUAGUGAUGGCUGGGAAGAGAAAGGUGUAUUCAGUCAGGGAGUUGCUCAAUGUUAUGAACAAGAGGGAGCACACACAGUCACACUGUGCAGGUGAGAUCUUCACAGUUUUCUACAGCUCUGAGCUGAAAAACAAGUAUGGCUUGAUGAUGGAUAACAGAGGGAGUGCUGGGACAUGGUCAUAGCAAAGGGUGACCAAGGGUGGGAGUAGAUGGAUUGACUGACUGCAGACUGCAGUCCUUGACUACAUUUAAAGUAAAAUGGUCAAUAAGCAAUCAGUUGAUUACAUUAGAAAUAAUAAAUUCAGGUAAGCCUAAACCUCAGCCAAGAGACACUGCACUCACUAAUGCAUCUACUUUUUCCCUUCCACUAAAUAACUUCAGUUGUGUCACAAAGCUCUAGGCUGGAGUGAGAUAAAAGCCCUUAGCAAGAAAGUAGUCUUUAGCUAGUUCAGAAACUCUUGAAGGUGGGAGAUUAAGGGCCAUUGGGAAGUUGCUGCUAUUACUUAUUUAAAGCCAGAUGUGCACAGUCCCCUAUCUAAGAAACAAAGCAACAAAACUAUGACUUUUUACCUCUGUCCUUCUCUUUACCAUAACAAUCAAAAUGUAUUAAUUCUUUUGUUUUGGUUGUAAAUGCUUGCUGUACAAGAUCAUCCUUUCUUCAAAGGAUAGUAAUCCUUGGAUUUGUUUUUGAAGGCUGGGUUGUUCUUCAAUUGAAAAAUUAGGGAACAUGAAAUAUAGGCAAGAGCUUUGUUAACUCUGAAGCUAUGCAUGGAGGCUUGAACAAAACCUGGGAAAAAAGCUGCUGGCAUCUUCCAGGAUGCUCUCACCUCCUCUGAUUUCUGUUUGUGGUGGCAACAGAGGCAUUUUUCCUAACUGCAGUUUCAAGAGACAGCUUCAGUUCCUGUGAACCCUUUGCUUUUAAAAUGUCUCUUUUCUUGUGUCUGGUAGAGACCAAGGAACCAGUUUCUAUCAUCAGCCUGUUCCCAUGGCUGUAAUCUUGCACCACCAGCCCUCCAGCUGGUGUUUCCAUUGCUUGGUGUGUGUUCCCUGCUAAAUACAUGAAGCUAGUGCUGUUUUCACAAAGAUCACCUUCCACUAAUUUAUAGCUGAAAAAUCCUGAUUGCAAAGGUGCUUUCUCUCCUUUUAUUCAGAUUGCAUGUUGGCAGGGCCCUGAUGAAUUAUGUUAAGGGCUUUAGAUAUGCACCAGUAGAUCAGAAAUUCAGGAAACCUUGCCAUUUCAAAAAUCUCCCCAAAAACCUAAUACACUUGGAAGAGGAUUAAGUUGAAAAGGCUCAAAGUUUCACAUUUAACAAGCACAGAAACCUUACCCUGAUGGAAACAGAGCUGUGUAUGUAGUUUGCUGGAGACCCUGGCUUUGAAGAGUGGCUGUGAGUUAGCAGCAGAGGCCACGCGAGCUCCAUCUCUGACCCACAAAUGUGCAGUUUCCAGUGUCCUGCUCUGCCCUGGUAAUUGGGCUCAGACCCUGAUAACACCUGUAUGAUCCUCAAGGGCAAGAUACAAUUCUCAGCAAUGUGAGAAAAUCCACUGUUGUUUUUUCAUGUUUCUACACCAAAGGGUCUCAGUGGGGUUGCACCUUUGCAACCAGACCAGAAUUUAAUAAACAAUCCUGUGGAUA